This is a messenger RNA of Myxocyprinus asiaticus (Chinese sucker), 3392 nucleotides long. RefSeq names its product G protein-coupled receptor 12 (gene gpr12). Gene Ontology annotation, molecular function: G protein-coupled receptor activity. Gene Ontology annotation, biological process: G protein-coupled receptor signaling pathway. Gene Ontology annotation, cellular component: membrane. The record is from RefSeq and is a predicted model, not a curated record. The transcript is spliced from 2 exons. Lineage: Eukaryota; Metazoa; Chordata; Actinopteri; Cypriniformes; Catostomidae. Bases 1093 to 2115 code for a protein of 340 amino acids.
AAGAAAGAAAGUCAUACAAAUCUGGGAUGGCAUGAGGGUGAGUAAAUGAUGAGAGAAUGUUCAUUUUUGGGUGAACUAUCCCUUUAAGAUAAGAGAUUCUUCUCCUCUUAUACUUACAUAAAAGUAUCACAUAAAAUGCAUUCUGUUUUUGUAUUGCCAGUGGUCUGUAACGAAAAAAAUACGCUGUUUAAACAUAUACAGUCAUUUUUUGAGAUGCAUACCAAGCCUGGUCUCAGGCUAGAAAGAUUUUAAGAGGAGCAAUGUGCAGUUUAAUCUAUGAUGAUCUGGUAUAAAUCUGUGCGAAAAAGCUUAGACUGUAAAAGAGUGAGGGGAAUAAACUAAAUAUAAGGGGUUAGACUGAGAUGCAGGAGAGAGGAAAGAUAGUGGGGGAAGUGGGUGACACAGAUGAGCAUGCUGUUAAUAGCACGCGCCGAGAAUAGCUCUCACAGGGGAGCAACACAAUGAAAGAUGCAGUCUGAAUGUCAGAUGAUAGAUAAAUGGGUGUCAUCCUACACUGAGGCAUUGCAAUAUCUCCUCUUAACAACAAUUUAUAAUCCUAGAGUAUUCUCAAAGACCUUUGAAAAUAUGAAUGUAUUUUGAAAGCUGCACUGAUUGCGCACGCGGUAGAAUGCACAGGUCCAAAUGCUCCUAAGUCGAGUAUUAAUAUUUAUGUGCAUAAGAUUAUAUGAACGCUGCUAUAUGGUGCCUCCAACCCCCAAUGAUGCUGCACAAGAAAUUUAAACGGAGGGAUUAUCAUCGUUUAGUUUCCGCCCUUAAGCAGCAGAAAUGCAAACAAAUGUGACUGGAUCCUUAUUCUGGUGAGUCUGGCCGGUUUGAAUCAAACCUCACCCCUCCCUAUCUUCCAGCUCUUCGCACAGUCGCAGUCGGCGGAGAUGCUCUUGCAGAGGGCGAAGAGCCGCUAUCGCUGCUGGCUGUAACGUACAGCAAAAAGAAAAGAUUCGGCAUCACCGCAUCCGAUUCCUCCAUCCGUGAUGCGAUGCACCGGCGAACAGCGCUGCCAUUAAUUAUAAUGGAAAGACAGCAAGGACGUAAAAACAUUUAAAACAGGCGCCUCUCCUCUGAGAGAUAAGAAUGAGUGAGGAGGUGCCAGUUACCCCCAGCUGGUUGGCCCAAGAGCCCACCUGGGGCAGCAGUGGUGCGGGAAGCCCAGAGAACUUCACCGCCGGAACGUACCCACCUGCGGUUCUGCCGGCGAGGCCACCUGAUGAGCUUCUGGUGAACCCCUGGGACAUCGUGCUGUGUUCCUCUGGCACCCUGAUAGCCUGUGAGAAUGCCCUGGUGGUUCUUGUGAUCUGGCAGAACCCAGCUUUGCGCGCCCCCAUGUUUUUGCUGAUUGGCAGCCUGGCUCUAGCUGACCUGCUGGCUGGCCUGGGGUUAGUCCUGCACUUUACCUUUGCUUAUCUGCUGCGCUCUGACUCGGCACAGCUCCUGACUGUGGGUCUGGUGGUGGCUUCCUUCUCUGCAUCCAUCUUCAGCCUGCUGGCGAUCACCAUUGACCGCUACCUGUCAUUGUACUACGCCCUUACCUACAACUCUGAGCGUACAGCUGCCUUCACAUACACCAUGCUUGUGCUUCUAUGGGGAGUGUCACUGUGCCUGGGUUUGCUGCCUGUCACUGGUAUCAACUGCCUGGGCCAGGAAGCAAACUGCAGUGUGGUGUGGCCACUGACAAAAAACAACGUGGCUGUUCUGUCCGUCUCCUUCCUUCUACUGUUUGGCCUAAUGCUUCAACUUUAUGUGCAGAUCUGCAAAAUUGUCAUGCGACACACACACCAAAUCGCCCUGCAGCACCACUUUUUAGCAGCGAGCCCCCAUUACGUCACCACCAGGAAGGGCGUCUCCACCCUGGCGAUCAUUCUGGGCACUUUUGCCGCCUGUUGGAUGCCAUUUACAGUCUAUUCGCUUAUAGCUGAUUACACGUACCCACCCCUCUACACCUAUGCCACUUUGGUGCCUGCCACUUACAACUCCGUCAUCAACCCCGUAAUUUAUGCCUUCCGCAAUCAAGAGAUCCAGAAAGCGCUGUGGCUUGUGUGCUGUGGCUGUAUCCCUGCCAGCGUGGCCCAGCGGGCACGGGUCCCCAGCGACGUCUGAUGCAGGGGGCAGCUUUUUAACGCUGGAAGCAUAGGGAAUUGCACAGGCCUAGUCAUGCUCAGUCUCCAGCUGCAGAUAUUCCCAAAUCCUGGGAAAGAGGGCCGUGUGUCAACUGUUAAUGUCUUCCCCUAAUUGUAACGUGACUACCACUGCCACACAAUUUUUGCCUGAUCCUGAUCUGACCAGCUGCCACACCCUGUCCAGAAAAAGGGUGGAAAUGGAUGCUAUGUGGCUGGCUGCUGUAAAUAUGUUGUACAUAUAUACGCUUUUGCAUUUUUAGUGCUUGUUUGGCUUGGCCACAGUGGCAGCCUCUGUUACACAGGCGGUGAAGGGGGAGGUGGAGGAUGAGGGGCAGCACGGGGCGGCCCUCUUGACUGGAUCCUGAAGCUCAUUCAUCCCGUCCUGCUGUUGCUGCAUUCAAGAAUGUGCGCUGAACGUUAAGUAACCACGGAGUGCUAAAAAUAGACAAGGCGCUCUGUGAUCUGCGCCUUGCAUCCUCCAAAGAAACCGACCUGGAGGGAGAGAGAGAGAGAGAGAAAGACAGCCUUCGCCAUUGUGCCCUCUCUCUUCUGUUUGUCAUCUCGCUUCUCAACCCAAGCGUGCCCGAAUGUAAAAUUUCUUCCAAAGCAGAAAACCACGAAGAGCUAAAUACAAUCUCAGAAUGAGAACCACUCUAUAAAUAACCGAACCCAUUGAUGCCUUUAUUCUGUUUUUAUUUUAUUAAAGUUUAACUGGCAAUCGUUUUUGCUCAUUGCUCAUCUUCCAUAAAUGCGGGAUGAAGAUGACUAGGGCCCGGGAGAAAGUGUAUGUUAAUUUAAACAGCCCCCCUGUGAAUAGCGGCUUACUUCAUAUAACUGUUGAGUACUAAACGUGCAUCAAGUGGCUGAGAAAAAGAAGCUUGUUUAUUUGCAGCGACAAGGAGAAUGGAACCGAAUGUAUUUUCUAUUGAUUUGCUUUUAAUUUACAUUGUGCCCACAAAUGCUUUGAAUAGAGCACUGCUCCUUUAUUAUGUUCAAUUGGUAAUGACUGCUGGAUCCAGUAUAGCCAUCGCACAAUUGUAAUUAAUAGCAUUGUGCUCGAUUAUUCAAUGUAUUGCGUUUAUAAAGAAGGAUGAUUUGGCCCCAACAUGAGAUAAAAAUAAUUAGAGGGUGUCUAACAAAGCUCAUCAAGAAAAUGCUGGCUUAAUAUUUCACCUCAAACUUAAAUGAAAAUAGAAAGAAAUAGAAAUUAUAUAGAAAUAUAGACUAUAACGUUUUAGAACCAUUAAGACUUUCUGC